Molecule: messenger RNA, 1014 nt
Organism: Python bivittatus (Burmese python)
Lineage: Eukaryota; Metazoa; Chordata; Lepidosauria; Squamata; Pythonidae
Product: olfactory receptor 5A1-like
Biological process (GO): G protein-coupled receptor signaling pathway
Cellular component (GO): membrane
Molecular function (GO): G protein-coupled receptor activity; olfactory receptor activity
Source: RefSeq, a predicted model, not a curated record
AUGCAUGAUUUUGACUCACUUCACAAAUUCAUACAUCGGGAUGUAAAUGAUCCUAUGUUUCCUGAAUAUUUUGGGCUAGAAAAUCAGACUGUAAUAACAGAGUUUAUCCUGUUGGGACUCUCCAAUGAUCCACAAAUAGAGGAUUUUCUUCUUUUCUUGUUUAUGAUCAUUUUUUUAGUCACCAUCCUGGGAAAUAUAACCAUUAUAUUGGUGAUCAGGUCUGAGCUUCACCUUCAGACCCCCAUGUUCUUCCUUCUCAGUCAUUUAGCUUUUGUUGACAUCUGCUAUUCCUCAGUCACUGUCCCCAAAAUGCUGUCAAACUUCGCAACAAAGCAGAAAACCAUUUCCUGGGAAGGAUGCAUUGCACAGAUUUCCUUCUUUUUCCAAAUUGCUUGUACAGAAGUGUUCAUCCUCUCAGCAAUGGGUUAUGACCGAUAUGUGGCUAUCUGUGACCCCCUGCGUUACAGCAGAUACUUGACAAAAGAGUUAUGCAAUAAAAUGGUGGGUGGAGCUUGGCUCCUGGGUUUCUUUUAUGCUAUGAUGAAUGCACUACCUUUGCUAAAUCUUCAUUUUUGCAGCAACAAUAUCAUCAGACAUUAUGCUUGUGAGCUUCCUUCACUCUUGGCCUUGGCUUGUGCAGACACCUUCACUAAUUAUAUCACUCUUUUAAUAUCUGUGUUGGUAUUUGGUUUUAGCUCAUUUCUUAUAACCCUUGUCUCUUACAUUUAUAUCAUUUCUGCCAUCCUGAAAAUUCAUUCAGCAGAAGGCAGGCAGAAAGCUUUCUCCACAUGCAGUUCCCAUCUCAUUGUGGUGGGCUUAUUUUACAUUUCAGCUUUUGUUUGUUACCUGAAGCCAAGUUCCGAAUCAGUCAUGGAUCUGGACAAAGUCAUCUCUAUACAGUAUAGCAUUUUAAGUCCUAUGUUAAACCCAAUUAUCUAUAGCCUGAAAAACAAAGAGAUCAGAUCUAGUGUACAGAAACUAUUUGGAAAGCGUAGACCUGUUAUUUAUCCAUGA